AUGCCUUCAAAACUAAGUAAAUAUCAAUCGUGGCUCAAUAUUCGCGAAUGUGCUGUGUGCGGAGCAAGAGCAAUAGGAAUAAAUUUUGGAGUGCUGACGUGUUCGCCAUGUAAAGGUAAACGAAUCUUUGAUUUAAUAAAUAUCUUCUAUGAUUGUUUACUAGCGUUCUUUCGACGUAAUGCUAAAAAAGCUGAUUGUUUAAAACUGGCUUGUCGUUCAUCGCAUUUCAAAGGCCAAUCCAAUGCAAUUUGUUCGGAUCUACGUCAUUGUACAUCAUGUCGUUUACGUCAAUGUUUCUUUGUUGGUAUGAAGAUUCAAAUGAUUCGUUCAGACGAAGAGAAUCAACGUUAUCGAGAACUUAUCCAAAGUAAUCGUGAACGAAAACGAGAUGUUAUCUUGUUACAAGAAAAUCAACAGGAUUUUCAAAUUAUACCACGAGGAAUCUUUUCACCCUGCACUACUCUUGAUGAAAAAGACUGGGGUCUUUUGUCGAAUGUAUUCUAUGCAUAUGAAAAUUACUGUGUACAACAGUAUAAAGCAACACGUGAAAAGAUCUUUGCUACAAAUAUACAAUAUACCGAUGAGAAAUCAUUUUAUUUACGGUAUCAUACAGCAGCCCGUGUGAAUAGCGUCAGUUCAGUUCUAUCAUUUCUCUCCUCAGUACCAAUUGUACGUUCACUUUCGCGUCGAAAGCAAUUCUUUUUAUGUCAACAUAAUACAGCAGCGCUCAUUAUUCCGAAUGCGUUCGAACUUGAACAAGUCUGCUUUUCUGAACCAAAACAACUUGUUCUCGACCGUACAGCCGCUCAGUGUACGUACGGUGUCUCAUUAUUCGAACAAUGGGUCUUUAUGAAACAGAGACUUGAUGUGAUAAUUGUCAACGAUCCAGUUAUUACGCGUCUGUGCUUGAUAAUCCUAUUCUUUUCUACUCCUCUACUUUGCUAUUUUGAUCCAACAUUACCGGCAAUUUCCAUUGCAAGUAUUGUUUAUUUGAAUAAAAUUCAAAAUUCUUUUGUCAAUCUGUUAUGGAAUUAUUUACUCCAUCGGCAAGGAUAUCUUGGUACUAUUCGCAUUCUGAACAAUCUCAUACGAGCUUAUUUACAAUCACAAAAAUUCCUUCAGACAAUCCAACAUCAACUUCAAACACAACGCGAUCUAGACGAAAUGAAUACAAUGUUGAAGCGAGCCUACGUAUUUGAUAAUCAAGAGAAUUAA
Adineta ricciae is the source of this 1215-nucleotide messenger RNA. The record is from the annotation of a GenBank genome assembly. NCBI's taxonomy places the organism in Eukaryota, Metazoa, Rotifera, Eurotatoria, Adinetida, Adinetidae.